This is a messenger RNA of Dromiciops gliroides (monito del monte), 2153 nucleotides long. It is a transcript of the gene PBK, whose product is annotated as PDZ binding kinase. The transcript is spliced from 8 exons. Gene Ontology annotation, molecular function: protein serine/threonine kinase activity; ATP binding. The record is from RefSeq and is a predicted model, not a curated record. Bases 86 to 1123 code for a protein of 345 amino acids. NCBI's taxonomy places the organism in Eukaryota, Metazoa, Chordata, Mammalia, Microbiotheria, Microbiotheriidae. Gene Ontology annotation, biological process: protein phosphorylation.
CGCCGUAGGGUGGAGGGCGCGGGUUUGAAGGCGGGCUUUCGAAUCUCAACGGCCGCAGUCAAGUUUGUGUCGGAGGCAGCGUCGUAUGCUCCAGCUGAUCUCUGUCUGCUCCGUUACAGAACCUAAGGUUUGCUGCUGUUGUUUUUUUAUAAUGGAAGGACCAAAUGCAUUCAAGACACCUAGCAAAUUAUCUGACAGGAAGAAAUCUUCAUCAUGCUUAACUCCAUCAUCUAUAGCUAUUCCAGCCUCUCCAUUUAUGCAAAAGCUUGGCUAUGGCACUGGGGUAAAUGUUUACCUUAUGAAAAGGUCUCCCAAAGGUUUAUCUCGUUCUCCUUGGGCAGUGAAAAAGAUUAAUUCUAAAUGUAACGAUCAUUUUCAAAGUAUAUAUCAAAAGAGACUAACCGAUGAAGCUAAGAUUUUGAAAAACCUUCAGCAUCCAAACAUUGUAGGUUAUCGUGCAUAUGCUCAAGCCCAAGAUGGUAGUAUGUGUCUUGCUAUGGAGUAUGGAGGAGAAAAGUCUCUCAACGAUUUAAUAGAAGAAAGAAAUGCCAACUGCCAUUCUCCUUUCCCAGCUGCUACAAUUCUGAAAGUUGCUUUGCACAUGGCAAGGGGGUUAAAGUAUCUGCACCAGGAAAAGAAGCUCCUCCAUGGAGAUAUAAAGUCUUCAAAUGUUGUAAUUAAAGGUGACUUUGAGGCAAUUAAAAUCUGUGAUGUAGGAGUCUCACUGCCACUGGAUGAAAAUAUGACUGUGAGCGAUCCUGAAGCAUGUUACAUUGGCACAGAACCCUGGAAACCAAAAGAAGCUCUGGAAGAGGGUGGCAUUAUUACUGAUAAAGCUGACAUAUUUGCCUUUGGGCUAACUCUUUGGGAGAUGUUGACCCUAACCAUUCCCCACGUUAAUCUUCCAGAGGAUGAUGAUGAAGACAAAACUUUUGAUGAGAGCUUGUUUGAUGAUGAAGCAUACUAUGAAGCAUUGGGAACAAGGCCAGCCAUUAACAUGGAAGAAUUGGAUGAAUCAUAUCAAAAAGUGAUUGAACUGUUUUCUGUUUGCACUAAUGAGAAUCCUAAAGAUCGUCCCUCAGCUGCACACAUUGUUGAAGCUUUGGAAAUGAAUAUGCAGUGAUUUCAUAGGAUUCACUUUUUUUGUUGUUGUUGCAAACAUUGUGACUGAAUGAAGCAUCAUUACAUUACUAACAAUCAUAUUUGUAUAACAGGCUGAAGGCUAUUAUUAUACCAACAUUUCAUUAUUAAGAUUUCCUGAAAUAAUCUAAUGAGAACUGAAAAGCUUUCUUAGAAAUUGAAUUAGAGUCUCUAACACCAAAAUGCUCAUUUUUAUUUGUGAUACUUAUCUUUUAGAAGUAUUGCUUAUAGUGGGUUUUCAGUAUAGCCCACAUAGUCAUAUAUUUACUCAAGUGCUCAUGAGAAAUUGCUUUACAGACUUAAAACACUGCCAAUAAAGUGUGGUUAGGCUGUUUUUAAAAUUGUUUGGGGGAAAAUGGCAAUUUUCAAUACCUAUUAUUUUCUUAUGAAACUCCCAUUUUCAAGGGAUUGAUACAAAUUUUUAUAAGUAUAAAAUCUCAGUUUAGUAAGGUUUUCAUAUUUGAAAAUUUUCAAUCUUUUGUUUAUCUUUACCUCAUAUGGUGAUUAAGUAUAAACAAUGGAAUCUGAGAGAAUUAAAUUACAUUUUAAAAACAAAAAACCAGUAUCCUGGCUUCUCUUCUCAGGUUUGGUUUUCAAGAGUGGGUGUUUAGUGUUUGAAUGAAUUGCUACAACUCUCCUUAAACUCUUAAGAUCUCCUACCUGAGAUUUUCUAAGUCAUACAUUUGUGUUUUGGUUAUAAUUUAUUAAAUUGUCUCACUUUAAGUUAUAUGGUUCCUCCUUUAUUUUUCAUAUAUUGUAAGCCCUAAUAUAUAUAUAUAUGGAGCUACUGAAGACUUAGCAGAAUUUACAAGAGGGAAUGUAUUAAACAGACAUUGUGGAAGUGCAAUUAGUAGGACCCAUCUUGAUGACUGAUGUAGCAAAAGAAUCAACCCAGAGGUUUCAAACAUUAUGAACUAAAGCUUGAUUGAAAGGGAUGGAGAAAGCGAUUAGUGAGGAAUUAAAUAAGUUAUAGACAACUUUUUCAAGAAAAGAGUGAAAGGAUAGUGUAGGGA